Molecule: messenger RNA, 3381 nt
Organism: Branchiostoma belcheri (Belcher's lancelet)
Lineage: Eukaryota; Metazoa; Chordata; Leptocardii; Amphioxiformes; Branchiostomatidae
Product: matrix metalloproteinase-21-like
Exons: 9
Coding region: 239-2176 (645 amino acids)
Biological process (GO): proteolysis; extracellular matrix organization; collagen catabolic process
Cellular component (GO): extracellular matrix
Molecular function (GO): metalloendopeptidase activity; zinc ion binding
Source: RefSeq, a predicted model, not a curated record
GCUGUCUACCAGCCCUGACCUUCGUCCAAACGGCUGGAUCUUACGUGACGUCACCGAUGGAAUCAAAGUUGUGGUGACACGCCGGAGUUUGGCGGAGGUUGCGCCUGGCUCUAGGCCGAGAGAGUAGUCAUCUACGUCCAGUUCGACUUGGGAAAACAGGCCCAAAAGUCGACGCGUUCAUAGUAGACAUUUGCCGACGACCACUGUAACCAAGUGCGAGUACGUACCGCCAUCAGAGAUGAACGUCUUCAGAAUAAGCAGGCUCUCGCCGCCGAGGAGGCCGAACUUCACGACGACAGUGGCGUGCCUGCUGCGCCAUGUGUACGCCUUCGUCACCCUGUUCCUGCUGUUCUCCGAGGCCGACCGCGUCCCCGGCGGGAGAGCCAGCGGGGUUGGCCACGCGAUGCCCGCGGCCGGGAGGGUGAACAUUCCCGCCAUCCUCACCGAGAGAGACGCAGCGAGUUUCCUGGAGAGGCUGGGGUACUUCCAGCCGGUAGACUGGGAGUCCACGCUUGAUCGGUCGCGGCAGACGAUAUUUGAACCCGAGGACGUUGCGCCAGACAUAUUCUCAGACUUCGACCCCUCGGUCAUGGUGGAGGAGGUGGAGGGCAUGGGGAGAGACGGCGAGCCGACGAUUGGCGUGGACGACGAGGAGUUCAAGGAGGCCAUCAGAAAGUUUCAGCAGGCAAACAACCUCACCGUCACCGGCGUGCUGGACGACGCGACCAGGAAUAAAAUGAACGAGCCGAGAUGCGGCAAUCCCGAUCACACGCUGGCCAAAAACGGCACGAAAGCGGCGCCGCUAGCGGCGUCUAACAUCACAAGCGAUUCCUUUGCCGAUACAAACGCGACGUCUAAUAAUGCAACUGUUCACGUAGAGAAGCGGGCCACGGAAGAUGCUUCCGCAGGCAGCAGUAGAAAGCGUCAAAGCGUCCUGAAAACGUGGAUGGAGAGGCAGGAAGAGAGGAGAAAAAAGCGCGGCAUUUUCGUGAAUAACUACGUGACGUGGAGGCUGUUGGGAGAGGGCUACAGCUCGCAGUUGGACGCGGACCUCCAGCUCGCCGUGAUCCAGCAAGCCUUUCGGAUGUGGAGCGAGGUCAUCCCGCCGCUCUUCAGACCGGACCACGUCUCGCACAUCGAGGAGGUGGACGUCAACCUGGCGUUUGGCAGGGACCGUCACUCAGCCUGGGGUGGAGCUACGGCGGUGAGACACUUGGGUUGCCCGAAUGAGUUCCAAGAACAAGAAUAUGCGCAUGCGUUCGACGAGGCUGCGGAGGUCCAUAUCAACGACCAGAUCCAACCUUACACCGUCAACCGGCCGGACGGCAUCAGCCUGCUCAAGGUAGCGGUGCACGAGAUCGGUCACAUCCUGGGGCUCGGCCAUCACGAGUGGGCCAACUCCGUCAUGCAGCCCAACUACGCGCCGCAGCCUUACAACUUCGAGAUCGGCGCCGAGGACAGACGGGCUGUGCAGGAGCUCGGUUAUGGAAAAUGCGAAGAGCGGUUCGACACCGUGUUCGACUGGGUCCGACCGAACCGAGACGAGAACGGCUACAUGAUGGGAGUCAUCUACAACACCUUCUUCUUCUCCGACGGUCGCUACUGGAUGUACGAGAACUCCAAGGGACGGACGCGGUACGGAGACCCCCUCCUGAUCCGCGGGGGCUGGCAGGGCAUCGCGGCACGGCAGAUCGACGGGAUCCUCCACGUCUGGUCAAGGACAUGGGACGUCCUCUUCUUCUUUGCAGGUGAUUCGUAUUGGGAGUACGACAGCGAGCAGGAACAGAUCUACACACACGACGCCAACGGAAACCCCUUCCCCAACCUCAUCAGCUACGGGUUUCCCGGCAUCCCAGACAACAUCGACACCGUCUACUACAACAGAACUGCGGGAUACACCUACUUCUUCAAGGAUCACCUGGUGUACCAGUACGAAGUCGAGCGGCAGAGAGUGAGUCCGGGCUUCCCCAAGGAAAUCAGCGAGGUGUUCCCCGGCGUGCCCAACAACCUGGACGCCGCCUAUUACUCCUACACGCACCAGACCACGUUUUUCCUGAAGGGGUUCGACUACUGGAGUAUAAACGUCUCGACAGCGGCGAUAGACGGACCGUUCACCGUCAACGAACAGUGGCAGGACAUUUGUAAGGUGUGGAUGUGGGAGCUGGACGGGUCGUAGAACACAGUUUUCUUGCCUCUGCACGUCACGCGGAAAAAAACUUCACAGAAGCUUUCUUGACCCUCUUGUCGCUUCAACGGUUAGUGGAUCUAUGCAGCCCCCCUCCCCCACGAGUGGUCCCUGUCAUGGCAUAGGGCAAUUUUGUGCAAUACGAGUUUCACGAAAGACCACGUUGGCUUGUCUGCGCUUCGAGGAAGCAGAUGUCUAAGAGACAUGUACAAUGUAGGAUUUGUUAUGUUUUCACUAAGAUGUACGAAUUGUCGACUCAACAGAGGGAAUUGUUAACGAUAGCCGUCUCUGACGAGGCCCUUAGCUAUGAUGAUGUAUGUUGUUCUUGUCGCCUUCUCGGACAGUCUUAACUACUAUUUCAGCAUCUAAAACCCUUUAUUUUGGUUAAGUACUGAGAGCAAAUUUCUGCUCAGAGACAACCUUGCUGUAAGUGAAGGGAAUGUCGUCCUACAAAUUGAUUCACUUUUUGCUAUCUCAGGAACUCCUGUCUAAUCAUGUAUGUGUCAUUUGUACUACAUUUUUGACAAUGAUGAAAUUUUGUGUAUUUAAGAUAUUUGCCCCUUGUUGUAAUGUCACGUGUCCUGGUGGAUACAGUAUUUAUACCCAUAGGCAUUGGUAAAUGGGCCUAUGUAUGAUGUAUGUGUGGAUGGAACAGUCUUAGACCGUAAACAGUUUCAAAUCUUUAAUGUAAGAACCCGACAAGUGAGUGUUGGUAGUGUACCGGUUCAAUGAUGCCCUGUGCAAUAGUGCCUGCGGAGUGACAAUCACACAGAAAAUCAUUCUCCAAGUUCAGAUUCUGGAACAGAAGUCUGCAGGGCGGUGUAGGGGGCGUGGUCAAACAAGGAGCCCCGCCCACAUGACAACAACGACGUUUCAAGUUUAGUUCAAACUUUUCGGCGUUAGCUUUAUUUCUUCGCUUGUGAUAUAUGUUCAUUCUUAAGCUUUAUCAUGCCACAGCUUAAAUUAUUCUUUAAAGUUAUAUUCAUACAGCUUUUAUUUACAAACGACAACCGACUGGCUACAUGUUGCACAUGUACGUGUUGGGCAAAUAAGAUGUCUGUAGUAUGUCUUUUGUUCACGUUUAAACACUAUGUUCAGAGAGUAUACUAUACCUGUUCGUCGUUUGCAUGAAGUGCCAUGCAGUAUACAAUGUAUCACACGUCCUAACCAGAAUAAAACAGUUCAAAAUGACGUUA